GACCUAAAGUUAACAUAACAAUGGCUCCCCAGCCAGAACACGAUGGAAGUGAUGUACAUGUGGAGCUAAAUGCUGAACAUGAGCAUGGGUCAGACAUCAUAGCGAACAUGACAAAAGCACCAAGGGUUAAGUACAUAACCUUUUAUGAAGACUCUGAGAGCAUUCCAGGAAAGAGAACUGCGGUCUGGGAGCUUGAUAAGACAAAUCACAGGAAUAUCGUUAGAUCUCCAGUUCUGAUGCGGGAGUUAUGGCUUCAGAUGUGGCAUGACAUUCAGCCUGGUGCGAAGUCCAAAUUUGUCACCAAAGCCAAGCGCGGGCCACUUAGAGAUGCGGAUUGCUACUGGGAUUAUGGGAAAGCCUGUUGUGCUUGGCAAGAAUACUGUGAAUACAGAUACAGUUUCGGGGAUGUUCACUUAGGACAAAGUUGUAGAUUGAGGAACACAUCUGCUAAUAUGCUGCUCCAGUACAUAUAAAUUUCCUGUUCAGCAAAUGACCUAUUCCUUCAUCUGCAUUUUACUCUCCCGGUUAGAAGAUAGAAAAAAAGGUUAAAAACGGUCAAUUCUUAUUGCUCUCUCUAUUUCUCACGCAAAGGUAUUCUUUUGUGAAUUUUUUGCUAUUACGAGCAUAUGAUAUUUUGGGUACAGCUAAGAGUGCAGUUACUUUGAUCGUCACGGCUAAAGUAGUGUAAACCCAUAUUAAAAGAAUUUUUCUUUUUUUC
Molecule: messenger RNA, 718 nt
Organism: Camelina sativa (false flax)
Lineage: Eukaryota; Viridiplantae; Streptophyta; Magnoliopsida; Brassicales; Brassicaceae
Source: RefSeq, a predicted model, not a curated record